AUGUCGCCUCUACAACACUAUAGUUUGGCAGCCAGAAUGCGCCAUCUCUCACACACGUACAACGGCACACCCGUUAGUGCUUUGCCUUUGCCUGUAUCUCACCUCACGUCUGUCCUCGACCGUCCCAGCGCUAGCACCACAACUCUGCCGCAAAUGGGUGACCCCUCUGCCUAUGACUCGCCACACAACAACGCAUACGACACGCGCAACAGCGAACAGGACAUGAGGCAUAUCCAUGACGAGGGCUCCGAUAGAUCGUCACUAUCCCUAAG
This is a messenger RNA of Sphaeroforma arctica JP610, 272 nucleotides long. RefSeq lists its product as hypothetical. NCBI's taxonomy places the organism in Eukaryota, Ichthyosporea, Ichthyophonida. The transcript has 2 exons. The annotation marks the transcript as partial. The record is from RefSeq and is a predicted model, not a curated record.